UCAGAUACAGAUUAAAAAGUAACGAAAAUUUGGACAAAGAACUUUUACAAAAUAUAGAAAAUAUUAUGAGAACUUCAAACGCAUACACAAAAUCUUACAUGAUGAUGUCAGAAGUAAUUAAAAUAGAAACUGAAUUAGCAAGACAAAAUAAUGAAGAUGUUCCAGAGUUACAACUAUUGUUCACGUUGAAAAAAGGUUUUGAUAAAAAAAGAUAUAAUUAUCAAAGUUACAAUGAAGUUGCUGCUAUUUUCAAUACAAACUCAGAAGGAGAAAUACCAGAAUCUUAUGUAACAGUUUAUAAUAAGUCUACAAAGGAACUGAAAUCAGUUAGUAAUUUAGAUCCGAAUGUUGAACCAUGGAUCUAUCCCAUAUUUUAUCCACUUGGAAAUAAAGGUUAUAAUAUUAAUAUGCUUCGUAGUGAUAGUGAUUUUAGAAGUAAAAAACAUAAUAUUUCUAGGUCUGCCUAUUGUAAAUACAAAAUUGCUAUAAGAGAUAAGGAAUUUAAUCAAUUUUUAUAUGGGGGAAGAUUGUUUCAACAAUGGGUAGUUGACAAUUAUGUAAAAAUAGAGAAAGAUAGAUUGCAAUUUUGUGCAAACAAUCAAGCUCAAUUGAGAAGUGAAACAUAUCAAGGAUUAAUCGAUUAUUUACAAAAUAAUGAGUUAGAAAAUGAUGUACAUGUUGGAAAAAUGCUUAUAUUGCCUUCCACUUUUAUAGGAUCACCUCGUAAUAUGAUGCAACAAUAUCAGGAUGCCAUGGCUAUUGUUGGUCGUCAUUGUAGACCAGAUUUAUUUAUUACAAUGACGUGUAAUCCAAAUUGGAAAGAGAUACAAGAAAAUUUAUUACCUCAUCAAACUGCUUCUGAUAGACCUGAUAUAGUAACUAGAGUUUUUGCAUUGAAGGUGAAACAACUUUUAAAUGUUAUUGUUGACAACAAAUUAUUUGGAGAGGUUAAGUCUUAUGUUUAUGUUAUUGAAUUUCAAAAGCGAGGAUUACCACAUAUUCAUUUGUUAGUUAUAUUAAAAGAAAAUUCUAAAAUAUUAACAGUUGAAAGUGUUGAUCGUUAUAUUUCUGCAGAAAUUCCUGAUGAAAAUAUCAAUCCUUCCUUGCAUAACAUAAUAAUGCAAAAUAACAUUCACGGACCUUGUGGAGAUUGGUGUUUAAUUGAUGGUAAAUGUUCAAAAAAUUUUCCAAAAAGUUACCAAGAAGAAACUACAAUUGAAGAAAACUGUUAUGUUCGUUGUCGUCGAAGAAAUAAUAAUAAAACGUAUGAGCGACCAAAUGGAUUUGUUGUUGACAAUUCUAAUGUGGUUCCAUAUUGCCCUACACUUUCGGAAAUAUUUAAUUGCCAUAUAAAUGUGGAAAUAGUUUCAAGUAUUAAAUCUGUUAAAUAUCUAUAUAAAUAUAUUUUCAAGGGUCAUGAUGCUGCAUCCAUUAUUAUUACAAAUGCGAAUGGUGAGGUAACUGUUAAUCACAAUGAAAUUAAUCAUUAUGAAGAAAAUAGGUAUGUAGGUCCUGUUGAGGCUGUUUGGAGAAUUUUAAGUAAACCUUUAGGGAAAAAGAGCCAUAGUAUAAAUCGUUAA
Leptopilina heterotoma is the source of this 1580-nucleotide messenger RNA. RefSeq lists its product as uncharacterized. The record is from RefSeq and is a predicted model, not a curated record. The transcript has 2 exons. The coding region runs from base 66 to 1580 and encodes 504 amino acids. Lineage: Eukaryota; Metazoa; Arthropoda; Insecta; Hymenoptera; Figitidae.